Lycium barbarum (goji berry) is the source of this 2667-nucleotide messenger RNA. RefSeq lists its product as uncharacterized. NCBI's taxonomy places the organism in Eukaryota, Viridiplantae, Streptophyta, Magnoliopsida, Solanales, Solanaceae. The coding region runs from base 1140 to 2573 and encodes 477 amino acids. The record is from RefSeq and is a predicted model, not a curated record. The transcript is spliced from 11 exons.
AAAAUAUCAAGACUUUUCUAUCAUUGGUUUCAUUACUUUUUGUUGUUGUGGUUUAUCUUUCAUUUGCUUAAUUUUGAUAUUGAUUGAUUCUUAUGAUCAGGCUAAUUCCAGCUUGUAUAUUUUCUUUUGUACUUUGUUCUUAUAUGAAGACAACUCUGUUUUGUCAUGACUGCAUGCCAAAAAUGAUUGCUUUAUUUCCAAACUAUGACCCUUCAAGAAAGUUCCAUUUUCACUUAAUAUUCUACUAUAUCUCUCUUUCUCUGAAUUUAAAGAUAUCAUUUUUAUUUAACCAUGAUUUUAGAAAAUUGGAUGGUGUUAUAUCUUCAAUGCUUUAGGUAAUAUCUUUUGUCAUUGUUGUUAUUUUAUACUAUCAUUCUGGUGUCUGAUUGAGACCUUAAGCCAUUUCAGCAAACUAUUUAAUGUUUACUUAAUCUGUUCUGUGGUUUUAAGAGUUUUUGACUAAUUUAUAGUAACAUUUAUUUUAUAGAGGACUUUUGCUGACUUCUUUUUUUACUGUUUCAAUCUUUAAGAUAUUUCCUCAUUUUCUUGAUUUGGAGGCUACCAAAAAUCCUAUAUUUUCAAAUCCUCUGUUGGAAAAUGAAGGUUAUAUGCAUGUAUGAUGAAAAUCCAGCUUGGAUUAUAACAUAGUUUUUAUCUGAUCCUGCAAAGAUCAUCUCAAACACCAAUAUGAUUGCCAACAAUAUAUUGUUAUCUGGUUAAAGACUCAGCAGAGGCAAAAUAAAAUAUUAGGUGAUUUUUUCCUAUCUCUCCAAGCCUUGGUGAACAGAGUUAUCCGGUACUUGUGCUAGUGGGAGGUAGUAGGUAUCCUGUGGAAUUAGUCGAGGAUUCACCAAAUGUUAAUUUGUAUAUUUGGAUCACUCUCUUCCAAAUAUGUUCAUUAAGCCUUUUGUUCUUUCUGGGAAUGCUUUGAGAAGUUGAUUUUACUAUUUUUUGGCGUGUGAGAUAAUGAAUGACUGGUAUUUUGCACCUUUUGAAAUACAAGAGAAUCAUGUUUGUUUUGGUCAUAUCUAAAGUGAAUUUAUUGGUGUUUUUGAAUGCUGUGGUCUUGCAGUUUUGAUUGAUAUAUGCAAAAGGAGGAAGGGAGUAUUUUCUUGGACUUGUGAGGAUAGUCUCGAGAUAUGGGUGGAUGUGUUUCGAGUCAAACUAAGAAGAUUAAGUUAAAAUCAAAGUACAUUCCCAAGACUCGCAGGUUUCGAAGGAAGGCACCAUCUUCUGUUUCUGUUGCACCGAUAGAGCAACUUACUGUUGCGGAAAACUAUGUAAGGAAUGUUGAUGUUUGUGAGUUUGUUACAAUAGACUAUGAGAGCCAGGCUUCAAGUCCAGCAUUUCAUCACUCCCAAAACUAUCGUCGAGUUGAUGUAACUGGAUUAAGCCAAGAUGAAGCAUGGUUUGAUUCUUGCAGCGUCCUCGACUCUGAUUCAGAUGAAGACUUUACUAGUGUUCUUGAGGAAAUGUGCCCUUCACUCGUCGUUGCAGCUGGGAGCGCAUUGGAUAAUCAAAGUCAAAGUGAAAGCGCUUUACACAUUAAUGAUACCAUCAAUAACAAUGAUAUGGCACGUGUAGAUGGAAAUCUUACUAAGCGGAACAACAUUGUGGAGGAUCCAAGUUUGACAUCUCAAAGAAGGAAGUUAUCAGUUGUAACACUUGCUGUUAGUAAAAUACUGCAUGAUGGAGACACGAUUACGGAGUUUUGUUCAUCAAGGAGAUUAUUGUAUCAUCCGAGAGCAGGAAUUCUUAUUCCACAUUCCGGAGAUGUGAAACUGACUCAAGGAUGUUGGAGUUCGAUAUCACCUUCUGUAUUUAAGCUUCGUGGCAUGAAUUAUUUCAGGGAUAAAAGGAAAUUUCCUGCUCCUAAUUAUUGUCCAUAUGUACCUAUCGGUGUUGAUUUAUUUGUCUGUCCGCGGAAGAUAUCUCACAUUGCACGGCAUCUUGAGCUUCCCUUUGUAGAGCCAGAUGAAAAAGUCCCAUCACUGCUCAUCGUCAAUAUACAGCUGCCUAGUUACCCUACUUCAAUGUUCCUUGGGGACUAUGAUGGUGAGGGAACGAGCCUUGUACUAUAUUUCAAAGUAUCAGAGAAUUUUGAAAAAGAGAUAACUCCACAAUUUCAAGACAGCAUAAAGAAAUUUGUAACAGAUGAAAUGGAAACCGUAAAGGGUUUUGCCAAGGAAUCAACAGUUCCUUUCAGGGAAAGACUCAAAAUUAUGGUUGGUGUAGCCAAUCCUGAAGACCUUCAUUUAAAUCCCGCGGAGAAGAAGCUUUUACAUGCGUAUAAUGAAAAACCAGUGCUUUCGCGUCCUCAACAUGCUUUCUACAAGGGGGCCAACUACUUUGAGAUAGACCUGGAUGUUCAUCGUUUCAGCUACAUUUCCAGGAAAGGGUUUGAUGCAUUUAGAGAAAGGCUGAAACAUGGAAUCCUUGAUCUUGGAUUAACAAUCCAGGCACAGAAGCAAGAGGAGCUGCCAGAGAGAGUUUUGUGCUGUGUUCGAUUGAAUAAAAUUGACUUUGUAAAUCGUGGCCAGAUACCUCAACUUAUAAUUCCUCUUGAUAAUUGAAAUGAUUGAGAGCUAGGCCAAUAGUUGUAAAUAUUUUUGCCACAAAAAAGAGGCUUUGAAUUCUGAAAUGUAACGAUUACUCCAAUUUUAUUUG